Molecule: messenger RNA, 1393 nt
Organism: Melanaphis sacchari
Lineage: Eukaryota; Metazoa; Arthropoda; Insecta; Hemiptera; Aphididae
Exons: 6
Coding region: 1-1212 (403 amino acids)
Cellular component (GO): MSL complex
Source: RefSeq, a predicted model, not a curated record
AUGAUAAGCGUGACGGGGAGAUGUAACAACAGUAGUAGCGGUCGUGUAUCGGCGAUGUCCAAAGAGUGCCGGAUUGUAAACGGCGGUGGCGGCGUCGUUGCUGGUGGAUUCGUGAACCAUUGUGAGGAGGUGCUUGAUGAACAAAAUGAAAUGAUAAUGGCCGCGUCCAAGAUCACCGUAGCCGCUGGCAAUAAUCAAGCGGUGGCCUCCAUCAACCACCGCGUUUACCCACCGUCGUCCAAUGAGUCGAGUAGAUUAAAGGAUCUUCAAGGUGCAAAUGUAGAGUUAAUAGACGAGAUUUUAAACUAUGCUCAGCAAGCUUAUAAACGAGUAUUUGAAUUGGAAAAAGAAUUGGAGCAGUACAAACAGAAGUCUACAGAUAGUGAUCAAGGUUUUGCUGAAAUAAGUGCUAGAGUAGAAAACUUGGAUGUUUUGCCAUUCACACCAGUUUCUUCAACAUGUUCGUCUGGUAUAGGAGAUUUGAAUUCGGCUGAACUACAUGAUCACCAAGAACAACAAGACAUUAAACCUAAAAGACGUAGAAUUCGUCAAGCAGCUAUAAAACAACCAAACCCAGAUCCAUUAGAAUCCAAUCAGACAAAACGUCCUAGAACUAGAAAUACACGAGCUAAAUCAGCUAAAAUAGGUAAAAUGCAAGAAUUGUCUUUAAUCACAGCAGACAAUGCAUAUUACACUUGUUUAGGAAAUUAUGAUCCUGUAAAAGAUGAACCAGUUUCCGAAAAUAGUAAUAGUAAUUUAGAAAUACCAAGUUGGAGGGUUAAAACAUAUUCUAGUUGGUAUUCUAUGGAAGGUACAGAAAAUAUGUCUGAUGAUAUAUUUGAAAGCCGGCACUUUAGACUUGAACAAUGUGAACAAAAACGAAAAAGAUGGGAUUUGCAACGAAUUAGAGAGCUAAAACGAGUAGAGUAUUUGAAAGAAGGUCGUAAUAAACACCUUUCACAGAAAUCUGAUGACAAUAAUAAGGAAGAAUUGACAACUUUAUUGCCAAGUCCAUCAAACAUUAAAGCAAUUGAAAUCACAGAUAAAUUACCUGUGUCCGCAUUUGGUUGCAAUUUACAUAUUAAAAAGAAACUUGAGAUAUUUAAAUUUUGUCAUAGUCAAUGGUGUAAUGAUGGCUCUCAAGCACCAAAAGAAUGUAACAUGCGUGAACUUCGUUCUUCUGGUUGUAGUCGGUUUUUUGAUACCUUGUAGGUUAUUAUUUUCAUGUAAUUUUUGUGACAAAAUAAUAGAUCUGGACAUUUUCGCUUGAAACUAUUUGAUUAUUUGUUAUAUAAUGUAUAAAAAAAAUCUUGUAUGUAUAAUUUACUCCCACAGAGAUUAACAAUUGUUGUGAUAUUUAUCUAGUAUUUAGGACAUUUUAUUUUUUUUUUCU